This is a messenger RNA of Tachysurus vachellii, 3099 nucleotides long. RefSeq names its product zinc finger protein 668 (gene znf668). Bases 143 to 2089 code for a protein of 648 amino acids. Gene Ontology annotation, biological process: regulation of DNA-templated transcription. NCBI's taxonomy places the organism in Eukaryota, Metazoa, Chordata, Actinopteri, Siluriformes, Bagridae. The transcript has 2 exons. The record is from RefSeq and is a predicted model, not a curated record. Gene Ontology annotation, molecular function: DNA-binding transcription factor activity, RNA polymerase II-specific; RNA polymerase II cis-regulatory region sequence-specific DNA binding.
GAGUUGCGGAAACGCUGAAGCUUCUUACCGACUCGGACUCACGGUCCUAAAGCCUCUCGGGUACUGAAGCGCACCGGUGACUCAGUUCAGUUCCCAUUCAGCUCGGAAAACAGCUCUUACGUCUUAAUAUUGAAGUUACUGAAUGAUGGCCUCCCCUCAGCCAGGCAGCCCACCUACAGUUGAGCAGAUUACACCAACUCCUGAGACUGAGCCCAGUGAAGAGAGUGAGAACAUAGCUGAGAAACCAACUAAAAGAAGAAACAAAGGGAAACUGUCAAAAUCCCAGAACAUAUUUAAAUGCUUAGUAUGUCACGAAGCAUUUUCCAGCCCAUCAGCCUUACGGAGCCAUAAACUCUCAGCUCAUGGUCAAGACAAGCAGCAACCAUACACCUGUGGGCAAUGCAGCAAGACCUUCUCCAGUCGAGCUCAACUCUCUAAGCAUCAGCGCUCACAUUCGGCUGAGCGUCCAUUCCAAUGCCCUGAGUGCCAUAAAGCAUACAAGACCCACACUGAGUUGCGCAAUCACAGCCGCUCCCACACUGGAGAAAAACCCUUUGUUUGUACUGAAUGUGGCAAGGCAUUUAUGCAGGCCAUCUGCCUGCGCAUUCACAUGACGCAACACAGUGGUGACAGGCCUCAUUCUUGUCCGCAAUGCACUAAGAGCUAUCCUACGCUGUCCAAGCUGAAAGUUCACCAGCGCUCCCACACAGGAGAGAAGCCUUAUUUCUGUGCAGAAUGUGGCAAGAGUUUUGCCGACCCCUCUGUGUACCGCAAGCACCGGCGCAAUCACCAAGGCCACCGGCCAUAUUCCUGCCAGCAGUGUUCCAAGACAUAUACAGAGCUCAAGGAUCUCAAGAACCAUGAGCGUUCUCAUACAGGUGAAAAGCCGUACCUUUGCUCAGACUGUGGCAAGGCCUUUUCACGCUCCUCCUCCUUGGCCUGCCACCUGCGUAUUCACUCCCAGAGCAAGCCAUACCAGUGUGAGCAAUGUGGCAAAGGCUUCACUCAGCUCUCUUCCUACCAAUCCCACCUUCGCACGCACUCAGGUGAGAAGCCCUUUCUAUGUCCACAAUGUGGAAAGAUGUUCUCAGACCCUUCCAGCUUCCGCCGCCACCAGAGGGCACAUCAGGGAUUUAAGCCCUACCCUUGUGACAAGUGUACCAAGAGAUUUCGACAGCCAGCCGAUCUGGCCGUGCAUCAGCGUGUGCAUUCGGGUCAAAGGCCAUACAAAUGCCAAAAUUGCGACAAGGCCUUUGUUGCUUCCUGGGAUCUGCGUCGGCACAUGCUGGUGCACACUGGCCUUCGACCAUUUUCCUGCACCGAUUGUGGCAAGUCCUUUGCAGAGCGCUCCAGUCUUAACAAGCACAGGAGGGUGCAUUCUGGAGAGCGGCCAUUCAAGUGCCAGAUGUGUUUCAAGUCAUUUGUCAUGUCAUCCAGUCUGCGCAAACACGAAAGGACUCACAUACCCGAGAGACCAGUGCGACAAGAACAGGCCCCUGAUUCUGAGCAAGUCGUUCCCCAAAACAGCAGACCACAAUUCUCUUGUGUUCAUUGUGACAUGAUUACCUUUGGAACAUGGGAGGAGGUGCAGGCCCACAACAGCCUCCAUGCAAUCUCUCCUCCAUCAGAUUCCACAGAUAUUCGCAUUGGCCCUUUUAUUUGUGAGACAUGCCAGGCUGAGUUCCCUCAGUUAUCUGAACUCCAGGCACAUGAGAAGGUACACCCCAAGCCACGGCCACAUGUAUGUGAAAGCUGCGGCAAAGGUUUCCUGAACAAAGCUGGAUUACGCAAGCAUCAGCGCAUCCAUUCUAACAGCCGCCCACACUGCUGUGCAGUCUGCGGUAAAUCUUUCCUCUUUGCUGCUUACCUCCGCAAACAUCUGCGUACACACCGUGAAAAUCAGACAUCAUCGCCCCUGCCACAGACAGACAUUACCCACACACAGCCACUGCCAUCCCCACCGAGCUCAGCCUCCCUAAUAAAAUCGGAGCCUGCUACGAUUUCUCUAACUGUGCCUGUCAUCGUACCAGCAACAGCAUUUCAGACAAUGUCAGGACAUGUGUACAAAAACAAAGAUGAGGACAACUGAAAUAAAAAUGUAUUGAACAUGAUUUUCAAUAUUGGGUGGGUGUUUGAUUAAGGUAGCACAAAGUUUUUUGUUUCCUACCUGGUAGGCAUGUGACAGGCCUUACAAAGCACCUGUGUGGGCAAUAGUCCCAGACUGGCAUGCCAUACAAGAAAAGGCAGGUAGUGUUACUGCCUAGGUCUCCAAUGACCCAGGUUUGGAGAAUGUUCUGCCAGAAUAUGUACUGGCUAAUAUAUAUUGCCCCAGGGUGUGAAUGAAUGUGUGAAUGUGUAUAUGCAUGGUGCUUUGCAAUGAACUGGUGUCCUAUACAGGGUAUAUUCACACGCACUGUGAUCCACUGCAAUCAGGAUAAAGCAGUGGCUUAAAAUCAGUGGGUAAACUCACAGAGUGGAUCUUUAGAGAAGAAUGCUGUUGUACCAAACACAGAUACAUACAAGUCUCUUAAUAAUUCCUGCUGCCCCUUCAACUCUUAGCAGGUUUUUCAAAGAUUACUUGGAUUGUUAAGGGUUUUUGGCUUAAUUUAAAGUUUUUGGCUUAAGAUCAGAACUCUGUUGUAAGGUUCAACAUAGAACACUUCACAUGUUUAUUUAAAACAUUUUAAGGGUUGUGUAUGUACCUUUUUUACUGAUUGUAUAAACCAAGAAGUUUUGUAUGAUGACUAGAAAAAGAUGCUGGUUAAACAUGAUUAUUAUUAUUAUUAUUAUUAUUAUUAUUAUUAUUAUUAUUAUUAUUAUUAUUUUAUUAUUAUUAUUAAUACAUAUAACUGUGUAUUUGUGUGGUUGAUCAUUGCUGCUAUAUCAAAUUUUAUAUCAAUCUUUGAUAUACGUGUUUUCCCUGAGGUUUCAUUUUGUUUAAUAGGGUACUGAAAGGGUCAGUAUUUUACAUAAAAGUCAACUUUACAAAAAUGCAUGAAUUUAUUAGGUUAUAGAAAAGACCCGUACAUGUCAAAUCACCUUCCACCACCAGACAAAUGUCAGUUGUCUAUUCUGCAUUCAAUAAAGCAUCUCAAACAA